Messenger RNA from Rhinichthys klamathensis goyatoka, 3281 nucleotides. RefSeq names its product StAR-related lipid transfer (START) domain containing 13a (gene stard13a). Gene Ontology annotation, biological process: regulation of Rho protein signal transduction; signal transduction; actin cytoskeleton organization. Gene Ontology annotation, molecular function: GTPase activator activity; protein binding; lipid binding. The record is from RefSeq and is a predicted model, not a curated record. The transcript has 14 exons. NCBI's taxonomy places the organism in Eukaryota, Metazoa, Chordata, Actinopteri, Cypriniformes, Leuciscidae. The coding region runs from base 86 to 3259 and encodes 1057 amino acids.
ACUGAUAGAAUAAAUCACGCUGAAUGUUCAACGGGAAACUCCGAUAUGGUUUUUGGAUCUUACCCAUGACCACAGCUGCCUGCCGAUGCCUAGAGAAAUCGAGGCAAAGGAAGCAUGUGACUGGCUGAGGGCGGCGGGAUUCCCACAGUAUGCCCAACUUUAUGAGGAUUCCCAGUUUCCCAUUGAAAUAUCCGCAGUCAAGAGGGACCAUGACUUUCUCGACAAAGACCUUGUGGAACCUCUUUGCCGUCGACUCAACACUCUGAACAAGUGUGCCUCCAUGAAACUGGACGUGAGCCUCCCCAAGAAGAAAAGUGAGGAUUCUGAUGAGGAGGACCUGCUGGCCAUCAGCAAUAGAUGGACAUUUGAGUGGAACAGUCGGCGCUGGUCACGUAUGCAAGACAUCGAUUACCUCUUGGGUAGAGAAGAGGAGCGGAGCCCCUCGGAGGUGGGUGAGCAUCUGCGGACCACUGUGAGCAGUGAGAGCAUUCUGACAGACCUCAGUGAGCCGGAGAUCUGCUCCCUGCACAGUGAAGACUCAUUGGCUGCCAUGCCUGACUCCGCCUCGCUCACCCCACUGCACUUACCCAGAGAGCUGCCUCAUUACAAUUCACUUCCUGCUAAGAGCAGGCGACGUGGACGCACACGCGCCAAAGACUUUCUGAGGAGGAUGGAGACGCUGGGUCGGACGUGGGGGCCAUCGAUGGGUCGUUCAGAGCGACGCUCUUUGGUUAUUAGCGGCCCAGUUCUCCAAAGCGAGCCAGAGGCGUUAAAGACUCUACAAUGUGUUCAGAUUUUUAACGAUGGGCCUCUAAACUCUGAAAACAUGCCAUCUGCCAAAAACUGCCCAAAUUCGUUGGCCGGCAGUGAGGCCAGUAGCCAGUCGGAGACCAGCGGUAGUACCGGAAGCACGCCGAACAUGAAGGGACGUGUCUCAAACUUGUAUCCUCCUGGUAAACGUGCAGGUGUCUACCUCGAAGACAUUGAUGUUCUCGCCGGCGCCCCCCAGAGGAGGAGACCGGUUGAAAAGAGCCGCAAAAAUGAUUUCCGCUCCUAUGAUGAGCUAUUGGUGCAUAUCCCAAAAGAUCACAAACCUGGUACCUUCCCUAAAGCGCUGUCAAUCGAGAGUCUGACACCAGCAAGUAAGGGACAAAGAAACUGGAAGGUUCUGGAUUCAGAGCCACAGUUGUAUAAGUGCAGGAAAGUUGGCGGAAGGGAAUUCCGGCCCGUGGCGCGCUGCUGUCCGCGGGGAAGCAGAAUCAGCGUGUACGAUAACGUACCCGGCUCACACCUGUAUGCAAGCACGGGGGACUUAUUGGACCUUGAAAAGGAGGAUAUAUUCCCACAUUUAGAUGACAUAUUGCAGCAUGUGAAUGGCUUACAGCAGAUCGUGGACCAUUGGUCCAAAAACGUCUUGCCGGAGAGUGAAGGGGAGGGGGAGGGCAGCAGGGGGCGGGACCAGAGGAUUGUUGACGGCCAAUCUUCCAGUCAGAUCACACUGGACUUUGAGGGGACCUCGGUCGAAGGCCUGACCACUCCGUGUGAUGGCAACAGGGACGGGGUUUCGUUAAAUGGCACGGACACCUCCAGCACCAGAGAGAGGAGGGACUCGGGGGUGGGAGCUUCUCUCACACGACCACACCUUAGAUGGCCAAGCUUCAGGAUGUCAAACCUCCUCAGCCAAUCAGGAAUCUCGCUUCAGAUAUCUAGCCAAUCAGUUGGCCAGCUUAGCUUGCUGCAGAAAUUCUCUUUAUUGCGUCUCACUGCAGUCAUGGAAAAAUACUCCAUGUCCAACAAGCACGGGUGGACUUGGUCAGUGCCAAAAUUUAUGAAGAGAAUGAAGGGACCAGACUACAAGGAUAAGGUGGUUUUCGGCGUUCCUCUGAUUGUCCACGUCCAGCGGUACGGACACCCUUUGCCCUUAAGCUUACAGCUCGCCCUGCGCUAUUUAAGGAGCCAGUGUUUGGACCAGGUGGGACUUUUCCGCAAAUCUGGAGUGAAGUCUCGUAUUCAGGCUCUCAGGCAAAUGUGUGAAAACUCCCCAGAAAAUGUGAACUACGAGGAUCAGUCCGCGUAUGACGUGGCGGACAUGGUCAAACAGUUCUUCAGAGACCUGCCUGAGCCUCUCCUCACAAGCAAAAUGGGCGAGACCAUCCUCCACAUAUACCAGUAUGUCCCUAAAGAACAACGCUUACAGGCUGUGCAGGCAGCUAUCAUGCUAAUGGCCGACGAAAACCGUGAUGUCCUGCAGACACUGCUGUGCUUCCUAAAUGAUGUCACUUCCUCUGUUGAGGAGAACCAGAUGACCCCCAUGAACCUGGCAGUGUGCCUCGCUCCUUCUCUCUUCCACCUCAACAUCAUGAAGAAUGAUAACCUGUCGCCUAGGUCUAUUCAGAGGAAGUAUGCCACUGGGCGGCCAGACCAGAAGGACUUGAAUGAGAACCUUGCGGCCACUCAGGGGCUUUCGCACAUGAUUGCUGAGUGCAAUCAGCUGUUUGAGAUUCCUCAGGAGAUGCUCUCUCAGUCCAGGAACUCGUACAUGGAAGCUGAGCUGCUGGCGCCCUCUUUGGACGAGCUCUGUAAAAAACAGUCACAACAGGACGAGGAAGAGGAAGAGGAGGAAGAAAGUACAUAUCACUCUUAUCUGGAGAGCCUGAUACAGAAUUUGAUGAAAGAGGCCAAAGACAAGACCAAAGGCUGGGUGACCAGAUCAAACAUUGACAAUGCCGAGCUAUCAUUCAAAAAGGUGGGAGACGGGACCCCGUUGAGACGCUGGCGUGUUUCUGUAGAGGUGGAGGCUCCUCCAUCAGUGGUGCUGAACCGUAUACUGCGAGAGCGCCACCUGUGGGACAGUAACCUGCUGCAGUGGAAGGUUCUGGAAACUCUGGACAAGCAGACAGAAGUGUACCAGUAUGAGCUGAACAGCAUGGCCCCUCACCCCAGCAGAGACUUUGUGGUGCUCAGGACGUGGAGGACAGAUAUGCCAAAAGGGGUGUGUGUACUGGUGUCAUUGUCGAUCGACCAUGAGGAAAGCCCACAGCUGGCCGGAGUGAGAGGGGUCGUUCUGGAAUCACAGUAUCUGCUAGAACCAUGUGGCUCUGGCAAGUCCAGACUCACACAUAUAUGCAGAGUUGAUCUGAAAGGAAAGUCUCCAGAGUGGUACAACAAAGCUUUUGGCCAUCUCUGUGCUAGCGAGACCGCUCGCAUCCGCAACUCCUUCCAGGCUUUGGAUCCCGAGGGUCCAGAGACCAAAAUCUGAGCCGGGCUACGUGGAGUCAGGC